CGGUGUUGCGGCGGGAACUGUGCGGGCCGGGUUGGGGCGUGCGGGAGCUCCGGGCGGCGCGGAGGAACAUCGCAGAGCAGCUUCUGUAUGAACACUGGAAACAGAACAACCCAGAACUUCGAGAGGUCGAGCUGGACCUUCACAGGAAGCAUGUGGUAGACUCGUGGGAGGCGCAGAGAGAAGAAAAAAAGCAGCAAGAGGCCACCGCGGAGCAGGAGAGCAGACGGCAGGAAAACGAGUACGAGGUGGCGCGGAGGGAGGCGCUGGAGCGGCUGAGAGCGGAGCAGGAGAGGCGGCAGCGGGAGGACAGGCUGCAGGCCGAGGCGCUGCUGCAGCAGAUGGAGGAGCUGAGGCUGCGGGAGGCGGAGGCGAGCGAGCUGAAGAAGGAGCAGGAGGACCUGCUGAGGCAGCGCUGGCAGCUGGAGCAGCUGGAGGAGGAGCGGGCGCGCGUGGCGGCCGUGCGCCAGAAGGCCGAGCUGGGGCGCUUUCUGCGGCAUCAGUACAACGCCCAGCUCAGCAGGCGCACCCAGCAGAUCCAAGAGGAACUGGAGGCCGACAAGCGGAUCCUGCAGGCGCUGCUGGAGGAGGAGGAGGAGGACGAGCGCGCCCGCCUGGCCAGGCGCCAGCAGGCCGUGGCCGACGCGGCUUGGAUGCAGCAGGCCAUCGAGGAGCAGCUGCAGCUGGAGAGGGCGCGGGAGGCAGAGCUGCAGCUGCUGCUGAGGGAGGAGGCCAAGGAGAUGUGGGAAAAGAGAGAGGCCGAGUGGGCCCGAGAGCGGAGUGCACGCGACAGGCUCAUGAGCGAGGUCCUGGCGGGAAGACAACAGCAAAUACAAGAAAAGAUUGAACGAAACCGACGGGCGCAAGAGGAAUCCUUAAAGCACAGGGAGCAGCUCAUUCGCAGUCUGGAGGAGGCGAGGGAGUCGGCUCGCCGGGAGCAGGGGCAGAGUGAAGAACAGAAGUCGGCCAGGAAGCAGGAGCUGGAAGCCCAGGUGGCAGAGCGCCAGCUGCAGGCACGGGAGGCUGACCAGCAGGAGGAGGAGGAGCAAGAGGAGGCCAGGCAGGCAGAGCAGCUGUCGGACGCCUUGCUGCGGCAAGAGGCGAAGAUGAUGGCCGAGCGUGGCUACCGGCCCAAGCCUCGCGGACACCCCAGAAUUGCCUGGGACUGACGCGGCUGGUGCCAGACGCCCGGAGAGCAACGGUGCUGGAGCCUCGACGCAGAGCCGCCCAGCAGCUGCACCAGGUUCUGUGGGGGCCGGGGCACCGGGGCCCAGGCACGGAGCUGUGGGGACGUGCAGCUCCCAGCCAGAGACCCUUCCCUGCUCUUACUCAAGGGGUCCUGAGCGGGACGUGCCGACAGUGCUGUCGACAUCCUCGUGGCGCGCUCGUGAACGGUGUCGACAUCCUCGUGGCGCGCUCGUGAACGGUGUCGGCUGGCCGGCACGCGGCGCUGCGAGUUGUGCUCUCCCGCCGCCCGCGCUCAGCGACUCCAGCCUCGUCGCUGUGUCUGUUGGAAGCGGUCUUGCAGCGUUUGGUACAGCUGAUUUCAGCGGUCCCCAAAGGAUCCAGCCUUUUGUAUUCUGGGAGAAAAAACUGCUGUGGUCUAGGGGUGCUUUGUGGAACGGCGUGAGAAAUGAGGCCUUCCUGUAGGAGGGAGCUUUGGAGGGCUGCGUGGGGGCGGCCGGCCCGUGGGGAUGACCCUCACAGCCCCCCGUGCCCGGGAAGGUCUUGGCCACAAGCAGCCUCCAGGGACCGCGCGCCCAGCGGGAGGAACGCUGAACCUGAAGAAACGAGAUCAGACUCAGAGCCACAAAUUGGCCAGAACUUUCUCCCGCCGUUGUGUCCGUGAGACCGUUCUGGAUCAGCCUCUACCAGCAGCUUCAGGUUCCUUGCUUCAAUCAUCGUAUUUCUAUGACCUGUAUUUUUUACAUUUCUUUUUCCUACUCGGGAGUUUUCAGUACAUUCCACUUCUCAGUCAAUCACAGCUAAUUAGGGGGCGGCGCUCCAUGGUUAUCAGAAAGCAGCGUUUCUUAGAACCCCGAGUGCAAGGGCUGCGUCAGUUCCCUGCCACUGCACCCCGGAACGAAGCUGCAAACCGCCCUGAAUCUGCUCUGCAUUUUCUUGAGUCUCUCUGAAGACACAUGCCUGAGGGCCUCGCUCCCGGGCUGGGCCUGUUGCAGUCACUGCUGUGGGGUGGGCUGGCGGGGACUGAUGGCCCCUGACUGACCCGCGUCCCCUGCGGCUCUGCACGCUGUCUAGCACUGGUCAUGUUUCGCAGGCUGGACUCGGCUUCCUUGUGAGAGCGGUGCUGUCGCCUCCACUUCCGUUAGAAGUUACUAGCAGUCAUGUUGUCUGAGCACCAGUGCGCCUGGUCACAGACACGCGCAUAUUUACUGAAUACGUUUUUUAUUUUAAUUUUUUGCUUUUGAAGCGUGGAGAUAAUUUUUCUUGCUUGCAUUAAAAUUGUUUUCUACCCUAAUAUUUAAA
This is a messenger RNA of Oryctolagus cuniculus (rabbit), 2484 nucleotides long. The record is from RefSeq and is a predicted model, not a curated record. Lineage: Eukaryota; Metazoa; Chordata; Mammalia; Lagomorpha; Leporidae.